Messenger RNA from Panicum virgatum (switchgrass), 1012 nucleotides. Its product is annotated as proline-rich protein 4-like. The transcript has 2 exons. The record is from RefSeq and is a predicted model, not a curated record. Bases 76 to 843 code for a protein of 255 amino acids. NCBI's taxonomy places the organism in Eukaryota, Viridiplantae, Streptophyta, Magnoliopsida, Poales, Poaceae.
ACACCAAAUUCACAGCCAUUUCUUCCUCAGGUAUCUAUCCUCCUGAAGAAGAAGAAUAAGAAGCAGGACUCCGCCAUGGGGACUCGUCUUCCUCAAGUCGCGGCUCUUCUCGCUGCGCUCUUGGCCGUCAGCUUCGGCGCAGCGGCUUGGAAGGCCGAGGCGGCAGCGGCGCCGCCGGUCGUGGUUGGCUCGAUCAAGUGCCUCGACUGCUCCCCCAACGGUGUCAAUGCCGAAGAUACCCUCCAAGGCCUGCAGGUAGCGAUCAAGUGCAGAUCCGCCGCCGACGAGUCCUACGAGACGAAGGCGGUCGGCGCCCUCGACGACGCCGGCGUCUUCCGCAUCCCUCUCGCCGCCGAUCUCCUGCGCGACGACGGGAGCCUGGACGGCGACUGCUUCGCCCAGCUCCACAGCGCGCCCGACACGCCGUGCGUCGGCCAGGCGCCGCCCAGGAUCGCGCCCAGCCUGAGCCAGGACGGCACCGCCGACACCGCCAGCGCGACCUACCUCGAGGCCGCGGCCGACACGGUGUUCUCCCCCGUCGCGUGCGCCUGCGGAAAAAAGAAGAAGCACUUCAUGUUCGGCCCGCCGCCGCCGCCGCCGCCGCCCAGGCCGACCCCGAACCCCCCGACGCCCACGCCGACGUACGGACCCCCGACGCCCACGCCCACGCCCGUGCCGGAGCCCAGGCCCCCGGCGCCGGAGGAGCCCGAGCCGUUCUUCAAGAAGAAGCCGAAGAUGAAAUUCAUGCACAGGAAGAAGCCGUGCCCGCCGCUCGCCGACGACGACACGACCCCGCCCGCGGCAGGCGGGCAGCAGGAAAAGCUCGCCAAGAAACCGAACUAGGGCGCGCGCGCGCAGCGAGAUGUUGGCCUUUCUGUGUUCGGUGAUGUUGUUGUGUUGUCAGUGAUUGUUUUCGUGCUGUUCGCGCCGUGUGUCGCGGCGUCAUUGUUGUUUCAGUGCCGUUGCUUGUCUCUGUGAUUUGAGAAAUAAAGAUAGUGAUUUUUAAAGCAAA